Mixia osmundae IAM 14324 is the source of this 2142-nucleotide messenger RNA. RefSeq lists its product as uncharacterized. NCBI's taxonomy places the organism in Eukaryota, Fungi, Basidiomycota, Mixiomycetes, Mixiales, Mixiaceae. Gene Ontology annotation, cellular component: cytoplasm. Bases 1 to 2142 code for a protein of 713 amino acids. Gene Ontology annotation, molecular function: ATP binding; NAD+ synthase (glutamine-hydrolyzing) activity; glutaminase activity. The transcript has 13 exons. The record is from RefSeq and is a predicted model, not a curated record. Gene Ontology annotation, biological process: NAD+ biosynthetic process.
AUGGGCCAUCUCAUCACGGUCGCAACAUGCAGCCUCAAUCAAUGGGCACUCGACUUUGAUGGCAAUCUCGAGCGGAUCCUUGAGAGCAUCAGGCUAGCAAAGGAGCGAGGCGCCAAGCUCAGAGUGGGACCAGAGCUAGAGAUCACAGGCUAUGGCUGCUUUGACCAUUUUCUCGAGGGCGACACCGUGCUGCACUCUUGGCAAGUCCUCGCUAAGCUGCUCUCGGAUCCCGCAACCCGGGACAUACUCUGCGACGUUGGCAUGCCAGUGGUUCACAAGAAUGUGCUCUACAACUGCCGCAUCUUGUUCUACAACGCCAAGAUACUGCUCAUACGACCCAAGUUGUGGCUAGCAAACGAUGGCAAUUACCGCGAGCUACGCUAUUUUACGCCCUGGACCAGACAUCGCCAAACGGAGGAACACUACUUGCCACGAAUGAUCAAGGCGAUCACCGAGCAAACUACCGUGCCGUUCGGAGAUGCCGUCAUUGCGACCGAGGAUACUGCUCUCGGCGUCGAGCUGUGCGAAGAACUCUUCACGCCCAAUAGUCCCCAUAUAGCAAUGGGCUUAGACGGCGUCGAGAUCUUCACCAACUCCAGUGGCAGCCAUCACGAGCUCAGGAAACUUUACCGGCGCAUCGAUGUCAUGAAAGAAGCCACUCUCAAGGUGGGAGGAAUAUAUCUAUAUGCCAAUCAGCAAGGCUGCGAUGGGGAUCGGGUCUACUAUGAUGGCUGCGCACUCAUCGCUAUCAAUGGUCAGAUCGUUGCGCAAGGAUCGCAGUUCUCACUCGCAGACGUAGAGGUCGUCACUGCCACACUAGACUUGGAAGACGUGCGAUCCCAUCGCAACAGCAGCAGUCGAUCUCAGCAAGCCGCACAAGCCGAGCGAUACCAGCGAAUCCAGGUGGCCACUGCUCUCAGUACGACAGACAGCGACGCCCUCAUCGAUCUCGAAGUCUCGAAACCCAUCGAAGUGCGCUAUCAUCCGCCAGAAGAAGAGAUUGCAAUGGGGCCAGCUUGCUGGAUGUGGGACUAUCUACGACGCUCAAGAACGAAUGGCUACUUCGUGCCUCUUUCUGGCGGUAUAGAUAGCUGCGCGACGUCAGUCAUCACCUACUCGAUGUGUCGACUAGUCGCGGCAGAAGCGCGGUCAGGCAAUAUGCAAGUGAUAGCAGAUGCACGUCGAAUAGCAGGUGAAAGCCCGGAAUCGAUGUACGUACCUAUCGACGCCAAUGAGUUCUGCGGCCGGAUCUUCCACACUUGCUACAUGGGCACCGAGAACUCCAGCAGAGAGACGCGGCAACGUGCAAGAGAGUUGGCAAGUGCUAUCGGGAGCUAUCACGUCGAUCUGGACAUGGACAUCGUCAUCACAGCCGUCCGCGAUCUCUUCGCACUCGUCACGAAUACACGACCGAAAUUCAAAGUACACGGAGGCAGCAGUGCCGAAAAUUUGGCGUUGCAGAACAUUCAAGCUCGGCUACGCAUGCUACUCGCCUAUCUCUUCGCACAGCUAUUGCCAUGGACGCGCGGUCUGACAGGCGCCUUGCUCGUGCUGGGCAGCGCUAACGUCGACGAGAGUCUGCGAGGCUACUUGACGAAGUACGACUGUUCAAGCGCAGAUAUUAACCCCAUCGGAGCGAUCAGCAAGACCGACCUGAAGCGCUUCAUUGCAUAUGCCGCUACCGAAUUCGACUUGCCCGUCCUCAACGACUUCCUCAAUGCAACACCGACUGCAGAGCUCGAGCCAAUAACGGACACGUAUGUGCAAGCGGACGAAGCCGACAUGGGCAUGACAUAUGACGAGCUGAGCAUCUUCGGACGACUUCGCAAGAUCGACAAGUGUGGUCCCUACUCGAUGUUUACGAAACUCGCCUCCCAAUGGUCUGGUAUUCUCAGUCCUACGGAAAUCGCAGAGAAAGUGAAGCUAUUUUUCAUCGAAUAUGCGCGCAACCGACACAAGAUGACUACCUUGACGCCUUCAUACCAUGCUGAGGCGUACAGUCCAGAUGACAACCGAUUCGAUCUGCGGCCGUUCCUCUACCCUUCCCGCUUCCCAUUCCAAUUUCGUCAAAUCGAUGAAAAGGCAGCCUCGAUGCCUGACAAGUCUGCAAAAGAGGACAGAGGCAAAGCCAAAGUCGAGUGA